Carassius carassius (crucian carp) is the source of this 1255-nucleotide messenger RNA. RefSeq names its product palmitoyltransferase ZDHHC20-A-like. Gene Ontology annotation, biological process: protein targeting to membrane; synaptic vesicle maturation; peptidyl-L-cysteine S-palmitoylation. The transcript has 14 exons. Gene Ontology annotation, molecular function: protein-cysteine S-palmitoyltransferase activity. The record is from RefSeq and is a predicted model, not a curated record. The coding region runs from base 49 to 1167 and encodes 372 amino acids. Gene Ontology annotation, cellular component: Golgi apparatus; endoplasmic reticulum. Lineage: Eukaryota; Metazoa; Chordata; Actinopteri; Cypriniformes; Cyprinidae.
ACUCGAGCCGUGACGUCACCGACACCCUUUCCGAGGCUCGGAUUAAAGAUGGCGCCCUCUCAUGUGUUAAAGUGCUGUCAGCGGGGAUUAGCCUGGAUACCUGUGAUUUUUAUCAACGCGGUCGUGUGCUGGUCCUACUAUGCGUACGUGGUGGAGCUCUGUAUAUACACAAUCUCCAACACAGAGGAGCAAGUUAUUUAUCUGUUAGUGUUUCACGUCUUUUUCUUCAUGUUCAUAUGGUCCUACUGGAAGACCAUAAUUUCCAAGCCCGUCGGCCCCUCGAAAGAGUUCUGUCUCCCUAAAGUGGACAAAGAGCUCUAUGAGAAAGAGGAGAAUCCAGAGGCCCAGCAGGAAAUCCUGAAGAGAGUGGCCAAAAAUGUACCCAUAUAUACACGCACAGGAUCUGGGGCUAUCCGGUACUGUGACUGCUGUCAGUUGAUCAAACCGGACCGAUGUCAUCACUGCUCCACCUGUGACAGAUGCGUGCUGAAAAUGGAUCACCACUGUCCAUGGGUUAAUAACUGUGUUGGAUUCUCCAACUAUAAAUUCUUUGUGCUGUUCCUGGUGUACUCUAUGCUGUACUGCGUCUACACUGCUGCCACUGUUUUGCAGUACUUUAUCAAGUUCUGGACACUUUGCAGACGGAGGGCUAUAGAGCAUUGCCCAGAGAAUCACCUGCCAGACACUCAUGCAAAGUUCCACGUGUUGUUCCUGUUCUUUGUGGCAGCCAUGUUCUUCAUCAGUAUCCUGUCACUCUUCAGCUACCACCUGUGGCUCGUGGGAAAAAACAAAACCACUAUAGAGGCGUUCAGGGCACCAGUGUUCAGAAAUGGCCCAGAUAAAAAUGGCUUCACUCUGGGAUUCCGCAAGAAUGUCACCCAAGUGUUCGGAGACCAGAAGAAAUUUUGGUGCUUGCCCAUUUACAGCAGUUUGGGCGAUGGCUACACGUUCCCUACCCGCCUAGUCAACACUGACUCAGAGCAAGGCAAUGUUGAACGCCAGGACAUUAAAUGCACUGUUGAUGGACAGACAAACCCCAGACCUCUGAGUGAGUCACAGAACCAUCUCCUAGGCAAUGAUAUGCACUCUGAGAAGCAGAAAGACAGCAGCCCGACCAACAUCGAGGUGUGUCAGCCUGUUUCAAUUACUAUGGUGAAUGAGUCCUAAUCAGGACUUUGGCAUGGCACCAGGAUUUUUUCUCAUUUAUGAGUACUGUUGUCACGAGACCUCAUGUGAAAGCACACAACCCUCAAGA